AUGCUUCUGACGACGAUCGACGGCGACGAAGACCUCCGAAUUCACAACAUCUCGAUUUUGCCGUCGGAUCAAUGCGCCACCGAGGAUCAGCGGGCGUCGAAAUGUUGCUGCGGUGACGGGUUCUUUUACGAUUUUCCGCAUAAACGAUGCGAGGUCGCCGCCAAUGUAGGCUUCAUGUUCGGCCGUCUCAAUAACGGCUGGUCGCACAUGGCAGUCUACGGGUUCGCCUACCCGAUGCUCCUGCUAAUGCUCAUCGCCCCAUUGUGCGCCGUGAUGUUGGGCAUGGGAAAACGGGAAAAGCGCGAAGGAGACCGGAGAUUUCCAAAUCCGCUAUACCAAAUGAUUUGGCUUCUGACAUUCUGCGGCUGGCUGAGCGUCCUUUCACCACUUCCAUUUACGGUUUGGUAUUAUUUUGUUGGCGAAGGCACCAGAAGUUUGAAUCAAUCGCUUGUGAUGUGCCACCUGUUCCGUACAAGCAUGGAAACCAUCCCGCAUAUGACUGAUACCAUGAUGACGUUAUUCUCAGUGCUAUUGGCAGCGGCCAGAUUUCUCACUCAAUAUCAUCGAAAUACGCUCAAAUUGCGAACCGUCGAGCGAUUUUCGCGCGCGAUUUGGACAAUUCUCUUCGUGUGCUUCAUUCUCGCCGUUCUACGCUUCUUCGAGCACGACACCAGCGUUUAUCAAUUCUGCAUGGACACCGAGCCGACGCCGCAAUGGGCGGGACGAUGCAUGAUACGCGAUGGCGCGCUCAUCAAUAUUGUCAAUCGAUCAUUCUGGAAGAUUUUUCUGCCUUUAUUAGAUUUUGCUGUUCAAUUUGUCAUUCCCGGUGUGCUUUUGGCUCUUCUUCAUGUCGGCUUCAUCAGAGAACCCGAGAUUGAUAUGGGCGAUUUGACGAAACAUAAUCGAUUUGGUCGGACGCCGCGAGACCAGACGCGAAUUCUGAUCACAACAGUGACGAUAAGUUUUCUCGUAGUUCAAGUGCCGACGGCUUUCAUCACAACUCUCUCAUUGACAAUCAAUCAUUUUCAAAAUAAUAAUGCUUUAAUGAUGCUUGCUGUCGUCACGGGACACCUUCAGCCGUUGUUCUCGAUUACAACGAUGGCGGCGAACACGUCGGCAUUGCUAACCGCAUAUUAUGUUAUAGUUAAGGACGACGAUGAAGAUGUUGGUGAUAGUCGAACGUCGUUGAGCGACAAUGAUUGUCAGAAUGAGCUUCUCCUUCGAGCCCAACAAUCGACGUCUCGUCGCGGGACGAGGCAAGUGAUCUACCAAUUCGUCGUUUUUAGAGUGUCGAGGACUUAUCUGAGCGUUUCGCACAGUUUCGACACCGGCUCAUUGCGCUCAUUUUCGCGAAAAGGAUCAAUGAUGGCCGAUGAAUUGUUGUGA
This is a messenger RNA of Caenorhabditis bovis, 1386 nucleotides long. Lineage: Eukaryota; Metazoa; Nematoda; Chromadorea; Rhabditida; Rhabditidae. The record is from the annotation of a GenBank genome assembly.